Acinonyx jubatus (cheetah) is the source of this 5460-nucleotide messenger RNA. RefSeq names its product bile acid-CoA:amino acid N-acyltransferase-like. NCBI's taxonomy places the organism in Eukaryota, Metazoa, Chordata, Mammalia, Carnivora, Felidae. Gene Ontology annotation, cellular component: peroxisome. The record is from RefSeq and is a predicted model, not a curated record. The transcript is spliced from 4 exons. Gene Ontology annotation, molecular function: fatty acyl-CoA hydrolase activity. Bases 3655 to 4926 code for a protein of 423 amino acids. Gene Ontology annotation, biological process: fatty acid metabolic process; acyl-CoA metabolic process.
GGUCUGGAGUUCUCUCUUGUCCAGCAAGAGAGCGUCUGCAGAAUUGAAAUGCAAGAGAGGCUAAUGUCCGAGAGGAGACGAGCCCUGAGUAAGGUCCUUGCUCCAUCUUUAUUAGGAUCAGAAGGCUUACAAGCAUGAUGGAUGUGCACAAAGAGACAGUGAAACAAUGAACGUUAACUCAUGGGCAUGGGGAAAAGGGGGUUUUGAAGAUAUGCAGUGUUAGCAGUUUGGGUCAAUACAAAACAAAAUCCUGGAGCUGGGUGGAAGGUUUUUUACAGCAGACAUGAGGCACCACCUCUGUUUACCUAAACUGGCCUAGGUAAAGAUAAGAGGCACCACCUCUGUUUACCUAAACUGGCCUAGGUAAAGAAAGACAGAGCAGGCUACCUCAGGGUCAAAAAGACACCUUUCUUUUGCUAAUUGGCUCCACUCUGGGCAACUUUGCCCUGCCCUGUCUAAAGUCCUGUUUUCCUUUUUUUUUUUUUUUUUUUUUUUUUUGUCCUUCCUUCCUAUGAAAGCAGCUUUCUGCUAUUGUACUAAGUUGGGGGGCAUUUCUGCCCUGAAUACCUAAUCUUGUUUACCUCAUUUUGGAUGCUUCCAUCCUGAGAUUUCCUAUUCCUAUACCUUUGUCCUAUACUGGGAGACUUUGCUCUGUUUACCUAAUCUUGUUCACCCAAACUUGAGUGUGUUUAUCCUGUGGCUUUCUAAUUCUUUAUGCCUUGUUAACCCAUGGUGGAAACUCAGGGAAUUCCUAACCUUAUUUCCCACACACUAAUGCUCCAUUCUAUAGCAUUAAGUAGGCUCUCAAGAGCUCCUAUGAAUUAGUUCAGGAGGGGGAGGUAAUGACUGGGAGAUUUGGUGUUGCCCACAUUCCCAAAGCAGAAAUUGUGGGCCCAAGAGCAAGUAUUUUGUUGCCUGUUACUGUGGCCACAUUUGCAAUUCUCAGUUCAGAACUCUUUGGUAGUAAGUCAAAGUCCUUGACUUCUUUAUUUAUAGAGCAAAGGUAUGGCCAAACGGUGCCAAUGAAGGUCAAGCAAUUUGUUUAUGACAAAAAUUAAUAAAAUAUGUGAGUAAAAUGUAGGUGCUAUUCCUAAGAGGGAGAGGUUUAGAAAGCAUAGAGAAUGAAAAAGGGGAAAAUAGGAGGGGACUGGGUUCAAUACGUUUUAAAAGUUAAUAGGAAACUAGAGCAAACAGUGGGCCAUAAGCCGGUGCUUCUCUUGUAUUAGUUUGGUCAGAUUGCAAAGAUGUUUUUGGGGUUUUGAUUAAUAAGAACUCUAGGGAGUGCCAUUCUUCCUUUAGGGAUGGAAAGGGAGGCUCAAGAGGAAAAAGUCAGGUACUUUGGUUUGUAAUCAGGGCUCUCUCUUCUGGGCUAGUUGGGGAUGGGUUAAUGUCUCAGGUCUUGAGUGAGUCAUAAAAUUAGAUUCUUACUUUCAGUGUUUGGAAUUUGGCAGUUUGUGUGGACAAAUAGUCUUUUUAUUCAUUUUGUAAUCUCAGCUUUGGAGUUCAAAGAGUGCUCAGAUAAGGGUAUGUCUUAUCUGUUGGAUUUUGUUUAGAAAGGAUAUCAUAGGAACUUGAGAUUAUGAAGAUAUCAAGCCAGAAUUUAUAUUUCUGAGGGAGAAUGACAGGCUCUCUGAAAUUAACUUUUCUUUAUUCAGUCUUCCCCCAUAUCUCCAUUAAUAUUUCUCCCUCUUUUUAAAGAUGACUUCCUAGAAUAGUAUAGAAGAAACUGUCUUAGUUUGGGCUUUUGAAUUGUGGUCCCAUUUUUAUAUUGUUUGAAGGAUGAUUUUCUUUUCUUGUAUUUUUAAGUUUGUUUAUUUAUUUUGAGAGAGAGAAUGAUAGAGCACAUAUGAAGGGGAGGAGGAGCAGAGAGAGAGAGAGAGAGAGAGAGAGAGAGAGAGAGAGAGAAUCCCAAGCAGGCUCCAUGCCCAGCGCAGAGCCUGAUGUGGGGCUGACAUUAAAAGAAACUCAUCCUGGGGCACCUGGGUGGUUCAGUUGGUUAAGUGUCUGACUCUUGAUUUCAGCUCAGGUCAUGAUCUCACAGUUCGUGGGUUCGAGCCCCGUGUCAGGCUCUGCACUGACAUUGCGGAGCCUGCGUGGAAUUCUGUCUCUUCCUCUUUCUCUGCCCCAUCUGAAGAUCACACACACACUCACACUGUCUCAAAAUAAAUGAAACAAAAAACAAAACAACAAAAAAAACAACCCAGACUGUCGUGUUAGCAGAUACUGUCAAUACCUUGCCUGUGUAUACUUCCCCUAGUGGCAUUAGUGCACAGGCCUGACUCACAACAUCAGACCUUGGAUUCCUCUGCCUGAUAGUUUUAUUGGGCCUCCAGAGUCAGCUUUACCUCUCAGCAUGGCAGGCUGGAAGUGGUGGGAAACUAAGGCUUUUUCCUCCCUUACCACUCAGCCCUUAGCUAACCAUUUAUUGGAUACUUCCCAUUGCCCCUCUGCAUUCCUGUUUCCUGGAACCCCCUCAAAAUACACUACUUGUUUUGAGUUCUUACUUCUCGAGCAACCCAAAAUAGGACAAACUACUUGACCCUUCCUUUAACCACCACCCUGUUUCUCUUCUUAUUCUCGAAUAAUUAAGCUAUCAUAUUUAUUCUUCAACCCUGCUCUUACCAGGUUCUGCUGUCACAUGUUACUGGCCUCCUCUCUCUAGAAUUGCACAAGGAUUUACAUGGUAUAGCCAACAGCGAUUUCAGAACUUGGCUUGCUUGAAAUAUCAACUGACGAUAAAUAAUCUUUCCUUUAGCCUCCUCAAUCCCGCUGAUCUGUAACUCUUAAGGAUUUAAACUUACACAGUUGUGGAGGUUGGUUUAGCAGUCUCUGAAAAGUUGUCUUUGCAACUGAUGACUGAUCGCACUGAACCCUGUCCUGAUUCCCAACCCACAGAAUAUAUGAGCAUAAUCACUAUCGUAUGCCUUUAAAUUUUGGGAUUUACUACACAGCCAUAGUAAAUGAAACAUCUGUUUCUUUUGGGGUUACUUAAAUGUGUGUGUGUGUGUGUGUGUGAGAGAGAGAGAGAGAGAGAGAGAGACUCUAUAGAAUACAAUAUGUACCUGAGGAGUCUAGCUCCUAGUUAAAAAACCUAUGUAUGAUUUUCCAGAACUGACCAUAGGCAAUUACAAAGGCUUUAGCUGGCAGGCAUCAUGGGAGAAAGCUCCCCUUCCAGCACCAGUUUUGGGGUACAGUCAGUGCAUGGCAGCCUCUUGAAAAAGUUGGAGUCAAGGACUUAAGCCACUCAGCAGUUACUGGUCUCCAUAGUCAUUAGUCACUCAGGCCCAUCAUGUUCUUCUCGUAUUUGCCUUCCCUGCCCAUUGUAGAUCUCUUUAUAUCAGGCCUGUUCAGGGUCCAAAUUCUUGUCAAGGUGUGUCUGCUGAGGUCUCUAUAUGCAAGGAAGAGGGAUACUUGAAGACAUUUCUUUUCACUGUGAUUCAGCGCCUAGCUCUUUUCUACUUCUAGCCCUUCCCCUCACUCUCUCCUGACCUCAGAACUGCUGGAUCCUUUGGAGAUCCCUCAACAACCCACCCCCACUUCUGGCUGAGCCACCAACUUCAGACCAUCGAGCCUCGUCUUGCCCAGGCAUUUUCUCCCAUCACAGGUUUACUCAAAGCAUUACUUGAAGAAUCUUCAAGGUGCCACAUUGUAACAAUGAUUCAGCUGACAGCUACCCCUGCAAGCACAAGCACGCUGACUGAUGAGCCAGUGCACAUCCGAGCUACAGGCCUGCGUCCCUCUCAGAUAGUGAUUUUUCAGGCAACACUGGAAGAUGAAAAGGGGAACCUGUUUCAUUCUCAAGCCUACUAUAAGGCCAGUGAAGUUGGUGAGGUAGACCUGGAUCAUGCUCCUUCACUUGGAGGUGACUAUAUAGGAGUCCACCCCAUGGGUCUCUUCUGGUCCCUGAAACCUGAAAAUUUUUUAACUAAAUUGAUGAAAAGAGAUGUGAUGACUAGCCCCUUCCUGGUCCAGAUAAAACUUUAUGAUUCAAAUUUACCAUUAGCCCAGAUUGCUGCCACUGAUCCAAAAGUCAGCGUGACUUUGGAGAGGUGGUACAGAGCACCUGGUGUCACACGGAUCCAAGUUCAAGAAGGCCACCUUCGGGGAGCCCUCUUUCUCCCUCCUGGAGAGGGCCGUUUCCCAGGGGUAAUUGACUUGUUUGCUGAUAUUGGUGGGCUGAUUGAAUACCGAGCCAGUCUCCUGGCCAGUCAUGGCUUUGCUGCGUUGGCCUUGGCCUACUGUGACUAUGAAGAUCUGCCUUUACACCCAGAAAAAAUAGAGUUAGAAUAUUUUGAAGAAGCUGUCAACUUUCUCCUGAGACAUCCGAAGGUCCUUGGCCCAGGCGUUGGGAUAGUUUCCAUAAGCAAAGGAGCAGAGAUUGGACUCUCCAUGGCUAUUCACCUAAAACAGGUCAUAGCCACCGUGCUUAUUAAUGGACCCAACUUUGUAUUUAGCACUCCACAGGUAUAUCGCGGUCAAAUUAGUCAGCCCUUGUCCUUCUCUCCACAGUUAGUAUCUAUCAAUGCCUUAGGGUUAGCACAGUUCCAGUAUUGUUUUGAGGAAGCUAGAAGUAAAGCCAGUGAGACCUUUUUUCUCCCCAUUGAAAAGGCCCAGGGACAUUUCCUCUUCAUUGUGGGAGAAGAUGAUAAGAGUAUCAACAGCAAAGCAUAUGCUGAGCAAGCCACAGAACAGUUGAGGAGAAAUGGGAAGGACAAUUGGACCCUGCUAUCAUACCCUGGGGCAGGCCACAUGUUAGAGCCUCCCUAUUCCCCACUGUGCUGUGCCUCAAAGCUCUCCAAACUCCACCUGUUCAUGCAGUGGGGAGGAGAGGUGACCCUGCAUGCAGCUGCACAGGAGCAUUCUUGGAAGGAGAUCCAGAAGUUUCUCAGGAAGCGUCUCAUUCCAGUUGUGACCAGUCAACUCUGAGAAGAGAAAAUGUUCCUGAGAAAUAGAGAAGCAAUAUCAGACCUUCACUUGAUUUUCAUGGAACAAUGUCUUUGACCUCUUAUUGCGGGAGGUUAUAAUAAGAGAAAGCAAGAGGAUGGCAAUGGUCAUGUCUUGACUUGGAAAGGGAAAAAUGGUUCCCACUUAAUCCAGCAUCAUACACAGAGGAUUUUCUAUUUCGAAAAAUAAAUUUAGGGCUCUACCUGCCCUAAAAUUUUCCAGUUUAUAAUUAUAAUAGCAAUUCUCUGGAGGAAGAAAGUUACCAAAAUGAACUACAGAAUCCCCUGGUUUAUAAAACAGACGUGUGUAGAAUCAGGUGUUCAUAUUUGCUGAUUUAUUAAAACUCAGAUUAAAUAUGUUUAGAUUUCUCAUUGAAAAUAUGCUCAUGGCUCAUGGUUACAUCAUUGUCACUGAAAAACUAGAGCAUUAUUUUAAGGCAAUAUGGAAGCUGAUACGGAGGUAACAUGAUUGAGUCGGUCUACAAUAAAUUCAACAAAUGCUAAUAAAAUGAAAUAA